AGGCGGAGGCCGUUCCCGGUGCUCGGUUGUGGGGCCUGCGGCAAGUGAAAAUGGCUGCAGAAGAGAAGUGGAAAAGUUGGAUUUCAAAACAGCAUAAGGAGGCUGAGCAGGCAGGGGAUAAGGAGCCAUGUGUGCUCCUGGGUCAGCAGCUGGGAGAGCUGGGAAGAUUUGCCUAUGCAGCACUUUGUGGUGUAUCUCUUGCCUUGCUGUUCCCUGAAAAUGAGCAAAGCUCCUUCAGGACAGAAUUUAUUGAGGGCUUUGUGAAAUGGCUGGACAUGCCCGUCACUGUCCUGCCUGCCAUGACAGCCUUUGCUGGUGGCUUAGGAGGUGAGGGCACAGAAACUUUCAUGGAGAUUUUGCUGAAGGAUCCCAUCCUGGAAGAAAAUCCAACCAUCAUUAUCCAGGACCUUCUAUCCUUCUCUCUUCGAGAUGGGUACUAUGAUGCUCGAGCCAGGGUAUUGAUCUGCCACAUCAGCCUCCUGCUGAAAAUCUCCUUGGAGGAGCUGGAAGUCCUGGAGGAAUCUCUGCUUGAGAGCCUGAAGGACCAAAAAGAUGAAGAGUCAGAAACCGCAGAAGUCUCAAGAAAAAAGAAGGAAAGAAGGAAAAAUCUGAAGAGGUACCUACUGAUCGGUCUGGCAACCGUUGGUGGUGGAACAGUGAUAGGUUUGACAGGGGGUCUGGCUGCCCCUCUGGUUGCUGCAGGAGCUGCCACAAUCAUUGGGAGUGCUGGAGCAGCUGCUUUGGGAUCGACUGCUGGGAUUGCUGUCAUGGCAUCCCUUUUUGGAGCAGCAGGAGCUGGUCUUACUGGAUACAAGAUGAAGAAACGUGUGGGAGCCAUAGAAGAGUUUGAAUUCCUCCCACUUACUGAAGGGAAGCAGCUUCAUAUCACCAUAGCAAUUACUGGAUGGCUGUGUGCUGGCAAAUAUGGGAGCUUCACAGCACCAUGGAGCAGCAUGUUGCAGUCGAGUGAGCAGUACUGCCUGGCCUGGGAAUCCAAGUACUUGAUGGAGCUUGGCAAUGCUUUGGAUUCCCUGCUGAAUGGCUUUGUUAACAUGAUGGCUCAAGAAGCCCUAAAAUUAACUGUCUUCUCAGGGAUUGUGACGGCCUUGACGUGGCCAACUUCACUCCUGACUGUUGCCAGUGUCAUUGACAACCCCUGGGGAGUGUGUCUGCACCGGUCUGCUGAAGUAGGCAAACACCUUGCGCAUAUCCUGCUCAGUCGACAGCAGGGGAAGAGACCUGUCACACUGAUUGGCUUCAGUCUGGGUGCAAGAGUCAUUUACUUCUGCCUGCAGGAAAUGGCUCAAGAGAAAGAAUCCCAGGGGAUCAUUGAAGAUGUCAUUUUACUGGGAGCUCCAGUGGAAGGAGAAGCCAAGCACUGGAAAGCUCUCACCAAAGUGGUGUCGGGCAGGAUCAUAAAUGGUUACUGCAGGGGGGAUUGGCUGCUGAGCUUUGUGUACAGAACCUCCUCUGUCCAGCUCAACGUUGCAGGACUCCAGCCAGUUGACCUGGAUGACAGGAGGAUGGUAAACAUGGACCUUUCCUCUGUAGUGAAUGGCCACCUGGACUACAUGAAGCAGAUGGACACGAUCCUAAAAGCUGUCGGCAUUAAAACCAAGGAAUGCCAGCCAGCAGAGAAAGGCAGUGGCAGUCUUUUCCCCUCUCUAGCCAAGAAAUCCCUGCGGGAAGCAGGCAGUGAGGCUCAGGGAGAGGAAAACACCGGGAAAGAGGAGGAUGAGGGUGAGGCUCUCCCAGCCGGCUGCGCUCACCAACGGGAUUCCUCCAGCUCUCUCCUGGGAAAGCCCUGCCUACCCUGACAGGACUGCUCCCACAGCAGGGACAGCAAGGACCAGGCAGCAG
Molecule: messenger RNA, 1860 nt
Organism: Empidonax traillii (willow flycatcher)
Lineage: Eukaryota; Metazoa; Chordata; Aves; Passeriformes; Tyrannidae
Gene: TMCO4
Product: transmembrane and coiled-coil domains 4
Exons: 14
Coding region: 51-1817 (588 amino acids)
Source: RefSeq, a predicted model, not a curated record